AUGGCAAGAUCAACCAGGACAAAGAUCAAAGACAAGUCGACUACUUCUCCCGCAUCCAUCACAAAAGACGAGACUACCUCAUCCUCAAACCACCCUACUCUUCUGUCUCACGCUCGAGGGCAACCAACACCCCUGCCUAACGAGAUAGUCCUCCAAAUCCUCUCUUACCUUUCCAACGACCGAACAUCCUUACUAUCGUGUUCUCGAGUAUCCAAGACAUUCCACAAACUCUCUUCUCCACUCUUAUGGCAUCAUCUCAAACUAUCACCCUUCUUCGCCAUACCUCGACUCGUCAGUAACAACGGUGAAGGUGUAUAUCGUAAGAUCGAAGAUCCUCAGAAGGCACAAUGUGGUUCAAUCGGAACAGGGAAGAAAGACCUCAAACCGCUCCUCAAGCAUGUUGAGAAGUUUUACCUCGAGUCUCAUACACCUGAAUGGUGUUACCAUGGAUAUAACACUUCGCUCAAAUUACCAAAUUUGCAAAUACUCGAAUUGGAUAUACUCUCGAUGCGUAAACAGGAUCACAGGAAGAUUCAUCUUAGUGAUCCAACUUUGACCUCCAGAAACCAAUAUAAUCCAAAUUGUAGAUUACUCAGAGAUCUCACUCCUUCGACUGUUACUUUGAGAGAUAAUUUCAAUAAGGGAUUAGAUUUUUGUAAAGGAUCUAUACCUUUAUCGAUAUGGAAAUGCGUCGAGGAACUGAUUUUGGUCUCGCCAGUAAGGGAUAUACCAUGUUUAGAACUCGAACCUGUAGCUGCGCCCAUACCACUUACACUGAAGGAUCUAGAAAGAUUGACAUGGAUAUUUCAUCCGCCUCCUACCUUAGAUGGAGGUGAGAAGGUGAUGUAUGCGUUAGAUGCACCUCAUCGACCCGACUUGUACAAUGCCAUUCAAAUUAUCACCCUCAUCAUUCAACUCAAGAACAUUCAAUCAGUCAAGUUGGUAAAUCCAGGUAUACUCGCUAGUCUAAUUGAAGAGAACUCAGGAGCGACUAAGGAUCAAUUGCAUUGGGAAAGUAAAGAUUACAUCUUAUGUAAAUUUGGGGCGGAGACCCGGAAGAUGGGUUGGACAGAAGGGAAGAUAGGUGAAUCGAAAGAUAAGAUUGAGUUUCUGACGUUUGAGGAAUGGGAGGAAGAACAGGGUUGGGUAGGGAGGUUUGAAAAGAAUGAGGUGGAGAAAUGGAAAGAGGCGAUGAGAGAUUAA
Messenger RNA from Kwoniella botswanensis, 1203 nucleotides. RefSeq lists its product as uncharacterized. Lineage: Eukaryota; Fungi; Basidiomycota; Tremellomycetes; Tremellales; Cryptococcaceae. The record is from RefSeq and is a predicted model, not a curated record. Bases 1 to 1203 code for a protein of 400 amino acids. Gene Ontology annotation, molecular function: protein binding. The transcript has 2 exons.